CAACUAUUUAAAGCUCGAAAGUAGCUAUAAAUAAAAUGUUUCGCUUUUUAAUUAUGCUUAGUUUGCUGUUAGAUAUUCCAAAUUCUUCAUCCUACAGAGAUCCCCGACAAAGUGUCAUUAUACCAGCUGAAAAAUGUGACGACCCUAAUGCUUUUACGAUGAAAUGUUUGGACCAAAAUACUCAAGAGAUUCCAUCAGGGGGAGAAGUUAAAAGGCACGAGAAAAUUUUAAUCGAAAUUAUUCAAAUUCCUGGAGCGUGUAAAUUUACGAUUCCAGAAUUUCUAUUGCUUAUUAUACCCCCAGAUGAACUAUUUGCUAGUAACAAAGUUAAUUGGAAUGACGCUACAGUUUUUAAUUCCGAUCCCUCUCGAACAACCAAGUACGGUUUGGAACCAUUCACCAUUAAAAAGACUGGAAGUGCUACCAUUCAGGUUACACCAGUUGAGUUGAAAAAGAAGCAAAAUGUUGCUGAUCCGAAAACGGGACAAAAUUGGGCUAAUUAUGUAUUCGAAUCAGAAACUUGCGAUUUCAUACGAUUGGGCGUUAAAUGCGAUGCCAAAAACUUUAAUAACAAAGAUCAAAGCCAAAAAGGUUUAACAUUUAGUUGGCAGUGCGUCGCUUCUAAAGGAUCUGCACCGCAGUUUUGUAGCGCAACUAAUAUGGAAAAAUUCAAAGACCGAAAUGCAUUGACAAUUCCAUUAGCUGCUACUAAAGAAGAAAAUAUUUUCGAUAUAACAUUAAAAGUAGCUCUAAGUGAAAGUCCAGGAUUUGAAAAUAGUUUAACUCAGAAGGUGCGGUUUCAUGUAUCCAUCGGUACCCUAAAAGUCAAAUGUUUGAAGAACUGUCCUCCCAAGGCAGAAGUCACUUUGUCAUCGAUGAGUACAGUUUUGAAAGCUAAAUGUUUCCAUUGCGAUCCCAAUGUAGUGAUAACUUGGACUAUUAAAGAUUCAAAAGGAGAGGAGAGCGUAGAUUAUACUUAUCUAAAGAAGAAAGAUGGUUUAGUUUUUUAUUUAAAAGCAGGCGCCUUAAAGAAAAAUGAAAAAUAUACAGUCAGAGCACAAGAAAAAGGUUUAGAAGAGACUUCACUACAUACUGAAUUUGAACUGUUCACCAAGCUACCGGCACCUGUCAAAAAUUGUAGUGUUGAUCCACCUACAGGUGUGGCAUUUGAAACUGGUUUCGCAAUAAAGUGCACCUAUUUUCCUGGAGAUAAAACUUUUGAAAUCAAUUCUGUGAAAAAUGGGAAAACAAGUUUAUUAGCAAAGACAACUAAUCUGGAACGUGAAGUAUUCAUGUUACCUGCUGACGUGUCCAUUUUAGUCAAUGUUUAUCAUGCAAAGAUAGGAUUUACUCAAGCAAUUAAUCUUCCCGUACAGGUCAAAGGGGUUCUCGAUUUGAGUAACAAAAAUACAGAUGCCGAAAUCAACGAAGCUGUAAGUAAUAAAAUGGAUGAAGCGUUGGAUUUGAUCAAUCAAGGCCAUUCUGGGUUGGCUCUUCAAGGUUUGGCAGCGAUUGUGGGCGAAUAUGCAAAUUUGCCACCGAAAGUGGAUGAUCUUAAAAAAUCAUUAGAUAAAGCGGUUAUGAACGUAAUAUCACAGGUGAAUAUCGAUUGUCCAGCCAAAGCUCAACAAGUUGCAGACACGUUGUCCCAAAUUACUGGAAGAUAUAACGUAUCGUCGGAUCCUGAUAUAUCAGCUCAAUCUACAGCACUCUGUACUAAGGCUGGCAAUGUGCUGUUAAACGAUGCAAAACAGGCGAAACGACCUGACUUGAUGCGAAAUCAAAUUGCUAAUAGCGUUGCGUCACUAUCCCUUUGUUCGCAAGCUGGUUUGAACGUUAACAGAGAUUCUGUAGAAGCGAAGAAUUCUUCUGUGUCUGUGCCAGAAGAGGUACCAGUACUUCCUUCUCAUCAACCUGUAGAAUCUUAUCCCGACUAUACUGACGAUGAACAUUCAUCAGAGAAUAUGGCUAAGUUUGAAAAAUCCACACAACGUAUGGAACAAAUUUGUUUUACUAACGGGAAAAUGUUAUCCUUCACUUUGUUACCAGAGGAGGAUCCUAUAGUAACCACUGUAGAAUCGGUAACAAUCGUUGUGGCACGAAUGUACUGUGAUGAUACGUCUCAUCUCAUCGUUGAAUCCCCAGACGUUAAUCUAAAGCCUAACACAGAUUGUCAUUUUGAUAAUAUUCCGAUCAUAGACAUUUUGAUAUGUUCGACGAAGAAAAAUCCCUUUUGGUAUAUUGAUAAUAUUCCUAUGCUUACUCCUGUAAUUUAUGCAAUAUUUAGUGGAAAUCCAGCUGGAAAAUCGUCUUUCGACUUAGAUCUAUUUGGAAGGAGCCCUGAGAAAGAAGAAUUUAAGGAUGCUCUCCAUUUAACACUUCCAGUUCAUGAAAAUGCAUCAAUUAAACUACAAAUCCACGAAGCUCAACUGCCAGAUAAAUCAAUCGGAGCUUUGAACGAAGAGAGCUUUUAUGAAAAAGUAUCCACGCAUCGUAUUUUUGUCUUCAAAAAUCGAAGUUUUUCGGUAUCUUUUGAAAAUAUCACAGGCACUGACAUGUACGAUAUUAUGGUUACCAACUUCAAAAAACCUAGCUAUGAGCAGUUUAAAUCUCUACAUAAAACCAUAACUCCCGAUGAUAAUGUUAUAGAUAUAACGCAAAUUAACAACUAUGACAGUUUUUGGUAUCUCAGUUUAUUACCUAACGGGAUCGUGCAUUCCACUUCUAACAAAAAUUACACAUUUUCUGUAUCAACUACAGGUUGCUACGCGUGGAACGUUACUGCAAAACAAUGGUAUUAUGCGUGUCAUGGUGCUGCCGGCCAAUUAACUUCCCAAAAUAUCACUUGCUAUUGUACUCAUGGCCAAAUUUUCACUGGUUAUGUAAUAGACAAUAAAGUUUCUUUUGAAGAAACUUUAAUUUUGGAUUUUGAGCUGGAAUUGAAAUUUUGCUGGAUCAUUUAUGGAGUAGUACUGGUAACACUUGUUCUGUUUUGUUCACUUUUGUUCUUAUAUUCGUUAGGUCGAGAAGAUAACAUUUUAGAUAAAGUGUUUUUUGUUGGAGAUAUACCCAGUUAUUACCAAUAUGCUUACGUUAUAAAUAUAAAAACAGGUCGUAAGAGGCAUUCGGGGACUACAUCGAAUAUUUCCAUCAAAUUAUGCGGAACUGAAGGUGAAAGUAUGGUAAAUUAGUUCCUGUUUACUACUUACCCUUAAAGUUAAGGAAAAAAUUGGCUACCAGGAUAUAUAUAUAAUAAAUAAAUAACAAUAAUACACUCAAUACACUUAAUAAUAAUAAUUAAAGGAAAAAAAUUGAAAAACCUCUGUGUUUCUGAUAAAAGGGAGAAAAAAGGGAAAAGGGAAAGGAAAAAAAUGAAUAAAAUAAGAAAAAAAAGAAAAGCAAAAAACUUCAAAGUAGCAUUGUAC
Molecule: messenger RNA, 3425 nt
Organism: Ceutorhynchus assimilis (cabbage seed weevil)
Lineage: Eukaryota; Metazoa; Arthropoda; Insecta; Coleoptera; Curculionidae
Source: the annotation of a GenBank genome assembly